Micropterus salmoides (largemouth bass) is the source of this 2332-nucleotide messenger RNA. Its product is annotated as ras association domain-containing protein 9-like. NCBI's taxonomy places the organism in Eukaryota, Metazoa, Chordata, Actinopteri, Centrarchiformes, Centrarchidae. Bases 124 to 1275 code for a protein of 383 amino acids. The record is from RefSeq and is a predicted model, not a curated record. The transcript has a single exon. Gene Ontology annotation, biological process: signal transduction.
UUUUUCUGUCUCUUUCCUAGGACAAAAGAUGCCGAGCCUGUGGUGGGAAAGGAGAUUCAGGUUACUGUCUGCAACGAGGAGAAAGUCAUCUGUGGAGUAACAAAGCACACAACAUGUGCAGAUAUGAUUCAGGCAUUACUGGAUGAUCACAAGUCAGUCCCAGAGAGCAAGCGGCUCCUGCACGGGGAACCAAAAGACUUCUGUCUCGUUGAGCGGUGGAAGGGUUUUGAGAGAGCCUUGCCUCCUCUCACCAGAAUCCUGAGACUCUGGUAUGCCUGGGGUGACCAGAGACCCGCCAUCCAAUUUAUUCUGGUCAAAACUAGUGAUUUUGUUCCUCAGCCCACCAACAAGGGUGGAAAGUCCAAGGGGGCCAAACCAAAGAGAUGGGAGCAGGGUCGCGCUCAGUACACUCAGUCUCUGCCGGUUGAGAGGCAAAAGCGAAUGGUGAAGAAAGCUUUCCGGAAGCUGGAAAAGAUUCAUAAGGACAGCAAGAGCUCCCAGGGUGCUGACGAGAUCGACAGGAUGGUGCAGCUUAUUCUCAACCAGGACCACACCAUCCGAGAGCAGAUCCAAAGCAUGAGAGAGCUGGAUUUGGAGAUCGAGCGGUUUCAGCUACAAGCUCAGAAAGAAGCGGAGUCUGAGAGUUCACUAGCUCUCGCUAGUGGUCAGAGUUUGGAGAUGCACAGUGACAAGCAGCUGCACGAGUACCUGUACACAAGUGAUGGAGUCGAACAGCUUGAGCUGCAAGUUCAGAGGCACCAGGAGCUUAUCCUCCAGUUGUCCCAGAGUAUUGACGCUGAGCUAAGGAGGGCUAACUUCCCUCUGAACAGUGAAGAACAGGAAGGAGCUGCGACUGCUUCCUGGAUCCCCUUGGAAACAGAUGAAUCAUUCUACACUGCUGAACUCGAAAGGUUGCAGGUUGAACUGAAGCGCAGCCUCUUUACUGGUGUGUCUCUUCACAAUCAAACUGCAGAAAUAGAAAAGCAGCUGAAGUACUAUGGUGCUACGCUAGUCUCCAAGGAUCAGGAGUGCUGGCAGCUGGCUGCCCAGCUGAGCUCAUUGCAAAUUGAGGACAGAGAAGAGGAGGAGACCAUUCCUGUCCCUCUGAAAGGUGAGACUCAGUGCAACAUCUCACAGACAGUGAAACUCAAACACACCCUGUCCCCUCCAGACAUUACAGAUACAGACUCAGACACUGGGAUUAGCUCCACACACAGUCAAGACUCACUGUCACCAUGUCUCGAAUUCCCUCCCCCACUGGACACAGACGUCUGAACAACCCAGUUGACCUUAUAUAUAAUGUAAUGUUAAUAUAAUGUUCUGAUUCAGACAUAAGCAUUGUCUUUUUCUGAAAGAUAAAUCUCUGGCGAUCUUUUAUGAAGCAUUAAGGUCAUUUAAGUGAAAUAAUAAGUUUAUUAAUGGAAAAUAUUUUCAUUUAUUUAUAAAAUAUUAAAAAAAUGCCAAAAGUUAUUUGGUUUCAGUUUCUCAGAUGUAAUGAUCUAUUGCAUUAUUUUAUUAUAUUUUCUGAAAAUCAGUUUUAGAAUGUUGGUCAACAAACAAAAAAAACAAUGGGUGUUACCUUGAAAUUAUAAUGGGCAUAUUUUCUCAUAUCUGAGGAUACAGCUGCUAGUUUUGUUAAAUAACCUUCCAGGUUUCUCAAAAUCAAAGUGACAAUGCUAAUAUAUGCAAGGCACAAAACUGGAGCUACUAUGUAUGCAAAAACUAUAGUAAGCACCAACUAUAUAGUGUUUUUGACAGCUGGGUUUGUCGACCUUUAAGUGCACAUUUUUAUCCCAAAAGAAGAUAAAGACUAUUUCCUUAGCGCAACCAUGUCUAAGGUGUACAAAUGCCUUCUGUUUAAUUUCUUCAUAAUGGUGAAUGUAUGCUUCUCUCCCUUCUUAAAGUUCUCAAGCUAUUUAUCAAGCUACACUUAUUUGUACACACUUAUGAGUCUAUUAACAAUGUUUUAUAUUAAAACAAUAGCUAUAACUGUUUGUGGAUGUAGAAUUUAAGAUUUGUUAAGACUUUAACAAUCCUUCUAACUACACUGUAAAUAUACUGCUGCACUGUAAAUGAUUGUUAUUAUGACACAGGCACAAUUUGUAAAGUGAGAUUAAAUAUUUGUUUAUUGUGUAAUUGUAUGUUACAGAUGUUAUAUGACUUUAUCCCCUCUGAGGCAAUAAUGUCUAUUUCCCAUCAACCUGAUCAACACAUAUUGAGGGCUUAAAUAAUGCAAAAUCUGUGUAAACCAUUCCUAAAAACAAAAGCUAUGAUUAAGUAAAAUGUACAUUACAAUAAUAAACACUAAUACUGUACAUGUCACAAAGAAUAA